Molecule: messenger RNA, 809 nt
Organism: Neogale vison (American mink)
Lineage: Eukaryota; Metazoa; Chordata; Mammalia; Carnivora; Mustelidae
Gene: NXT1
Product: nuclear transport factor 2 like export factor 1
Exons: 2
Coding region: 123-545 (140 amino acids)
Biological process (GO): protein import into nucleus
Cellular component (GO): nuclear pore central transport channel
Source: RefSeq, a predicted model, not a curated record
CCGCCCCCAAUCGCUGACCGUGGACGCCACCUCCGCCCGCGCUGACCCCAGACGUCAUCAGCCGCGAAGCCUCCACUCCCUCAGGCGCAGGAGCACCUGGGCCUCCUUCAUCAGGGGCAGAGAUGGCAUCAGUGGACUUCAAGACCUACGUGGAUCAGGCCUGCAGAGCUGCUGAGGAGUUUGUGAAUGUGUACUACACCACCAUGGACAAACGACGGCGUCUGCUCUCCCGCCUGUACAUGGGCACGGCCACCCUGGUGUGGAACGGAAACGCUGUUUCAGGACAAGAGUCCUUGAGUGAGUUUUUUGAAAUGUUACCUUCCAGUGAGUUCCAAAUCAAUGUGGUAGACUGCCAGCCUGUCCAUGAUGAAGCCACCCCGAGCCAGACCACAGUCCUUGUUGUGAUCUGUGGAACAGUGAAGUUUGAAGGCAACAAACAACGGGACUUUAACCAAAACUUCAUUCUGACUGCCCAGGCCUCACCCAGCAACACAGUGUGGAAGAUAGCAAGUGACUGCUUCCGGUUCCAAGACUGGGCCAGCUAGUGGGGCCAGGAAAGGCCUCUGUUGUAGCCCACCUCUGUAGGGAAAUGCACAUCUCAAAACGUGGGGAUACAAUUUCCUUUCUCCUAUUCCAGGCCACACUGCCCUGGCUUAACUCUGCAAUUGCUGGAGUCCUGUGGGCCCUUUCUGAGUGUAUUCUUGUUUGUCAUAGAUGCCUUUUCAAAGUAGUCAACUUUUCUAUUUUUCUACUUGUCGAGUAGAGACCCUGGUUCUGGAAAUUCUGACAAAUAAAAUAGUACAAAUGUU